Molecule: messenger RNA, 486 nt
Organism: Rhodotorula graminis WP1
Lineage: Eukaryota; Fungi; Basidiomycota; Microbotryomycetes; Sporidiobolales; Sporidiobolaceae
Exons: 3
Coding region: 7-486 (159 amino acids)
Biological process (GO): mitotic cell cycle; attachment of spindle microtubules to kinetochore
Cellular component (GO): mitotic spindle; mitotic spindle pole body; mitotic spindle midzone
Source: RefSeq, a predicted model, not a curated record
CAGGCCAUGAGCUACCGCCAGUCCAUGUACCCAGGAGGCGCAGCAGCCAACCUCGCACCCUCGAACGCGUCCCUCGCCUCGUCGGCCCAGACUCCCGCCCACUCGCGCCUCCUCGACAAGCAACGCGAGUUCACCGCCUUCUCACACAUCUGCAACCACGCCGCACAGCUUGCCACCUUCCUCGACGAGUACGCCACCCGCUGCGACACCCUCGUCGGCGGCAGCGAGGCCGUCGGCGACGUCGUCGAGCACUGGCAGAACGUCUUUCGCGCAACCGGUCUCGCCAUCGCCUCGAUCGCCGAGCAGCGUGCCGCAGUCCCUCCACCUCCCGACGCCCCCGAGGGCUACGUACCCGCACUCGGGCCCGACGCCCUCCCCGCCAAGCUCGUCCGCAUCCCCGUCCGCAACGACGCCGACCACGACGGCGGCUCACAGCCGCCUGCCUCGGGCGAGGGCAGCGGCGCAGCGACGCCAGUUCAGGCAUGA